Phalaenopsis equestris is the source of this 969-nucleotide messenger RNA. Its product is annotated as G-type lectin S-receptor-like serine/threonine-protein kinase At2g19130. Gene Ontology annotation, molecular function: ATP binding; protein kinase activity. The transcript is spliced from 4 exons. NCBI's taxonomy places the organism in Eukaryota, Viridiplantae, Streptophyta, Magnoliopsida, Asparagales, Orchidaceae. The record is from RefSeq and is a predicted model, not a curated record. The coding region runs from base 85 to 969 and encodes 294 amino acids. Gene Ontology annotation, biological process: protein phosphorylation.
AUAACAGCGUGUCCAUGGACCAUGGCUAUUAGGGUUCCACUUUGAUCCCUUCCGAAGGCUAAGCUACUGCUCCCCAACUCGUCCAUGAAAUCGUUCAUUCUCAAGAUAUCGAAGAGCAGGAAAAAGAGAACAGAGAAAGCAAGACCGGCCUGCCAUCAAGAGAUGGAAGCUAAUAGAAGAAGGGAAGGAGGAGUGGAGAUGAGGAAGCUUCAUAUAGUUUACUUCCUCAGCCGAAAUGGAAAGACUGAGCAGCCCCAUCUAAUUCGUGUUCAUCAUUCGAGCAACAAUGGGGUUCACCUACGAGAUGUUAAGAGAUGGCUUUCAGAGCUUCGGGGAAGAGAAAUGCCGGACUCCUUUUCUUGGUCUUACAAGAGGGUACUGGUUUAUGAAUACAUGAGCAAUGGUUCUCUUCAUCAAUGGUUGGUCAAUAAAAGGCAUUUCAGAGACAAGGAUGGCUGGCCAUUGAGGCUCAACAUUUCCAUUGGAAUUGCUAGAGCUCUAUCUUACUUACACCUAGAAUGCAAGCAGUGCAUACCUCAUGGAAAUCUGAAGCUGGAAAAUGUCUUACUUGAUGAGAACAUGACUGUUAAAGUUACUUAUUUUGGCCUCCAUUCCUUAUUAGAGAAGGAUGUUGCCUCUUCGUCCGAGAGUCCUUUGGAGAGAGAUAUUUUCAUGUUUGGCCGGAUUUUACUUCAGAUUCUUUCAGGAAAGAUAUGCACCGAUGAUGACGAACUAUGUGAUUCGGCUUAUCAGUUGUGCAAGGUUGGGAAGUUGGGUCAGUUUGUUGAUUCUCAUUUAUUAGUUGGGGAUGCUGAAAUAGAUGAAAGAGUGGUAAGAUUAGCUCUAUGGUGUAUUCAGAAUAAGUCAAGUCUUAGGCCUUCCAUUGGUGAAGUGGUGAUGGUUUUAGAAGGGGCCCUUUCCUUGGACAUGCCUCCAGCAAAUGAAGCUUUCCAUGUUGGGUUCCAUUGA